ACAGGUGACCUGAUGAGCGGAGUGUCAGUGGCGUGUCUGCACUUCCCCCAAGGUCUCGCCUACGGGCUCCUGGCCUCGCUGACUCCCGUGCAAGGCCUCUACACCUGCUUUUUCCCCGUACUCUUCUACUCAGUGUUCGGAUCAUGUCAGCACAUGGCAUUCGGCACGGACUCCGUUAUUGCCUUGGUAACCGCCGAAGUGGUCGAGACUCAGGUCAAAGCCAAAUUUGGUGACAUGGCGGCGAAGGGGAGUUUAAGUGGUAACCAGACGGUUUUAACUAAACAUGAGUUGAUGGCGUAUAAAGUUCAGAUUGCUGCAACGUGCACGUUCGUUUGUGGAGGAAUUUUAUUAAUAAUGGGAAUACUGAGGAUGGGAUUCAUCACGAGGUUCCAGUCGAAAUCAUUUAUAGGCGGGUUUACAACUGCAGCGGCCUUUCAUAUUUUCUCCAGUCAAGUACCGAAGGCGCUAGGGAUUGAGGUUCCACUUGUCAAGGGAAUAGGGAAGGUUAUGGUCCUCUACAAACUUGUCUUUGAAAGAGUGCACUUGGCAAACGUUGCAUCGGUUAUAAUUGUCGUAAUUUGUACCGCUUUCAUUGUCUUUCUGAAAGACUUUGUGAACACAAAGUAUAAAGCAAAACUUAAAGUCCCAAUACCGGCAGACUUAUUGGCAAUAAUAAUUGCCACAGUUAUUUCUAAGCUGUGCAGCCUGUACAAGUUUAAUGUUGAAAUGGUAGGAGAGAUUCCUACAGGAGUCCCCCAGCCGGUCUUGCCUGAUCUCAGCAUGCUAGGUACAAUCCUUCCUGGGUGCAUUGAAAUGUCUCUGCUGAUAUUCUUUUUAAGCAUCGCCAUGGUUAAGGUUUGCUCCGAGCGACAUGAGUACGAGGUGAACGACAACCAAGAGUUACUUGGCUAUGGAAUGACGAACAUCGCGUGCGGGUUCUUUCCCUGUUACCCCGCCAACACGUCUCCGCCGCGCAACAUGAUUCUAAGCUCCAUGGGUGCGAACACUACACUGAACGGAUUGUUUACUUCCGGUGUGUUACUGCUUGUGCUUUUCGUGCUUGGUGAAUCGGAGAAGCACCACGGUCAGGUGGAAUGUAAGGUUAACAAAGAUCUCCAAAACAUGGACAACCAGACAGAGGAACAGGCACAUGUGCACAUAGUGGACACAAACAACGACACACGCAUAAAAGUGAUCAUUCUAGACUGCACAUGUAUGGGUUAUAUCGAUAGCCAGGGCAUCAGUACUCUGUCCGUGGUGUUCGAGGAGUAUCGGCGGGUAGGUGUCACGGUCCUUCUGGCCGGAUGUACGCCGUUUGUCUGGGCCGCCCUCAACCGCUCAGACUUCUUCACCGUCGUGUCCAAGGAGCGGGCCUUCUGGAAGGUCGAGGACGCCUACCAGGCUGCACUCUCAUUGGUCAACUGA
Mya arenaria is the source of this 1425-nucleotide messenger RNA. RefSeq names its product sulfate transporter-like. The transcript is spliced from 2 exons. The annotation marks the transcript as partial. Gene Ontology annotation, cellular component: membrane. NCBI's taxonomy places the organism in Eukaryota, Metazoa, Mollusca, Bivalvia, Myida, Myidae. Gene Ontology annotation, molecular function: oxalate transmembrane transporter activity; bicarbonate transmembrane transporter activity; sulfate transmembrane transporter activity. Gene Ontology annotation, biological process: transmembrane transport. The record is from RefSeq and is a predicted model, not a curated record.